Molecule: messenger RNA, 2779 nt
Organism: Hibiscus syriacus
Lineage: Eukaryota; Viridiplantae; Streptophyta; Magnoliopsida; Malvales; Malvaceae
Exons: 3
Coding region: 297-2660 (787 amino acids)
Biological process (GO): transmembrane transport
Cellular component (GO): plasma membrane
Molecular function (GO): transmembrane transporter activity
Source: RefSeq, a predicted model, not a curated record
UAUUUUAACCUCAAUCCAUGUAGGAUCUCCAUACUUUUUGCUUAAACUGACACCGACCUUCGAUGGCCAAGUUAAAAAGAAAAACAUAAAGUGCAACGAAUCAUCUUCCAGCUGCCUUUGGUAUAUUCACUCCAAUAAUUCACAACACAUCAGAGUCCUUAUAUUAGUCUUCCAGAUUUCAAAUUGUAUACUAUUUUACGGGUUUGUCCCUUUUAGGAAAACAACGUGUGCCUUUGUUCUCCUAUAAAGCUUUAUCUCCUACUGAUCAUAGAAAGUCCGCACUAAGAACGAACAAUAUGUAUACCUUGCAAGCUCCGUGGCAAGUAUGUCUAGCUUCUUCCUUCCGAACUGUGCUAGCAUGUUCCAUAGUGGGUUGCACCACCCUCUAUGGACCGGAAUCUGUCCGGCGUAUCUUAACAUUUCCCGCCUUUUCCUAUGUGACAACCAUCUUAAUUGUCCAAGAUGCUACACUCGGUGAUGCCCUGAGAGGUUGUUGGCAUGUUUUAUGUGCCAGCAUUCAAGUAAUCUUGCCUUCUAUGCUGAUUCUCCGGUUGAUUGGACCGUCCGGGUUCACCCAUGGACUAGCUGCUCUAGUGGUGGCACUUACUUCAUUCCUGAUCGCAUUGCCUGGUUCCACGCACUUGACAGCUAAGAGAAUUGCCUUCGGUCAAACUGUGAUUGUUUAUGUAGGUGCAGUUAUUCAAGGUGCAGAAACUGGAGUCAUCACCCACCCGAUUCAUGUUGCGUCAAGCACAGCUCUUGGGGCCUUGGCAUCUAUUCUAGCCAUGCUGUUUCCAUACCCUCACCUAGCCUACCGUGAGGUAGGAAAGGCAUGCAGACGUUAUGCAGAAAAUGCGUCACACAGGUUUAAUCUCUUAGUUGAAGCUUUUUGUGCAAAAGAAAAUAUGGCAGCAUUCAAUUUAAUAACAGAUGCACGGUUAUUUUCUAAAGCGGGAGCUAAGCUUCUUGGAAGUAUCAAAGAUAAACAUGAAGGCAUGCUUUGGGAGAAACCUUGGUUGAGCUCAGAUCCCGGAGAGAAGUUGCAAGAGAUGAACAUGCCGAUUCAAGGGAUGGAAUUGGCCUUGACCGCUUGCAGUUCCUUCCCAAUCAAGAUGAUGGAUGAAGAGCUCCUAGGUGUUGUACAAAUUGCAAAGAAGCAGAUAGCACUGAAACUUGAGCAAGCGAUGUUUUCCGUGCCUUUUGAUGCUGCAACAGCCCCAGAGAUGAAGGGAGAACAUACGUACAAAUCAUCCUGGACCAGAAAAGCCAUUUCGACAAACCAUGAAGAUUUGUCACCCUUUUUCUUCUUGUACUGUAUGGAACUCCAUCAAGAUGGUCCUGCGUGCAUUGUAAAUAAUGAUGCGGAAGCUAAAAUACAAGAAUCUAAUCAAUCAAAGAAGCAAGGAAAAAGUAGAAUGAAGCAGAUGUUGAGUUUCAGCUGUGAAAAAUUGCUUUUUGCAAUCAAGUGCUCACUUACUCUGGGUCUCGCUGUGCUAUUCGGUUUGAUAUAUAACAAAGAAAAUGGAUAUUGGUCGGGACUAACCAUUGCCAUCAGUUUCGUAACAGGGCGGCAAGCAACAUUCACGGUUGCCAAUGCCCGAGCACAGGGGACAGCAAUGGGAUCUGUAUAUGGAAUACUAUGCUGCUUUAUGUUUAAAAAUCUUACAGAUUUUAGGUUCAUACUUCUACUUCCUUGGAUCAUUUUCACCAGUUUUCUGAGGCAUAGUCGCAUGUAUGGCGAAUCUGGUGGGAUUGCAGCAGUUAUAGGGGCAUUGCUGAUCUUGGGAAGGAAAAACUAUGGCACCCCAAGCGAAUUUGCAAUUGCUAGAAUCGCAGAGGCUGCCAUCGGAUUAAUCUGUUUCAUUGCAGUGGAGAUUCUCUUGUAUCCUGCAAGGUCUGUGACACUAGCAAAAACACAACUUUCAAGGACUUUAAGGGAACUUCAAGAUUGCUUUCGAAUAAUAGGCCUCUACACCAAUCAAAAGGAAAAUUCGAGAGAACUGUUGAGAGUAAAGCAGAAGAACCUGAAAUGUCAUGCCAGGGAACUCCAGAAUUUCAUUACAGAAGCCGAAUUGGAGCCUAAUUUCUGGUUCCUGCCUUUUCAUAGUGGUUGCUACAAUAAGCUUCUAAGAUCCAUUUACGAAGUGGCAGAUUUACUGCACUUUUCAAUCCAUCAAAUUGGAUUUCUCUCACAAACAUGCCAGAUUCUGGGAAUUACAUGGGAGGAGAUCCAAAAACAGAUAUGCAAUGACCUAGAACAUCUCAUGGACAAAACUGACUAUUUAUCAAAAUGCCUGGAUGAGGUAUUUCUAGUCAAGUCUCUAGCAGAGAUUGAAAAACAGUUGCAAAAGGACAAUGUAUCCCAUGACCUCGAAUUGGGAAAAUCACCAAAUGGGGAUCUCUCUACACAUUUGGGGUCUGAAGAAAACAACAUUUUGGAGAUUGGAAAGUCAUUCCUUCAACAAACAAUCAGAGUUUCCAAUACGACCAAGGGUAAUGAAGUUGAAGAGAUGCUUAAAAGCCAAAUGGUUCUAUGUCUUACCGGCCUAGGUUUCUGUCUUAAUAAUUUGAAGAGAGGAGCCACGGAUAUAGAGAAAGAAAUAACAGAACUACUAAAAUGGGAGAAUCCAACAAUACCUGUCCAGUUGCAAUCUAUAUGAGGAAUGGCUUAACAGUGACCUAGCUAUCAGCAACUUCAAGUACAAAUUAUUCUUUUUUCUGCAGCUAGAUAAAAGAGACGACAGAAAAGAAUAUAUGAACUAGGAUUUUCUAAAGCCUG